AUCUGCAAGAGACAGCAAGUGUGGACCUUGUACAAACCACAGGUGUCACAAUGGUCUCUUCUGGUGGUGUAGCCUGUGUCAUAGCGCUAGUAUGUGCUUGUUGCAUUUCUGACUCUGCUCAGUUCUCCUGGAGAAGAAGCUCAUGGGAUCAGGAGAUGCAUCAGUCAGUGCAUAGUGUGGCUAAGUACCCAGGAGAGCAGGAGCAUCAGAAGAGCAAGCAGACACACAAAUCCCCGGUGAGCACUCUGCCUGGUGAGAUGGCUGAACACCGGUGGAAGACGCUGCAGUUUCUGGUCGAGAACCCCAAACCGCCACCUGCUCAAGCACAUAAGCUAAAUGGCCCGAAGAUGCUUGUGUCUGACUGGCAAGGGGUUGAAGCCUGGCAUGAACCCCAGCACCAAGAUCCACAUCCUCGUGUGAGUGCUAGUUGGGUGUCUUAUAAACCUAACAUCCUGAGGUCCAAAAGAACUGCGCCUGUUCAGAGUCCAGAGCCGAAAAUGACUGAAACUCCCCAAGUCACUGAGACUCCAACUACUGAGCCUUUGACUAUUGAGCCUGAAACUAUGAAGAUGCCACAGGUUCCACAGAGCCCUGCUGUGCCAGAGCAAACUCCCCAGUCUCCAACAGUUCCAAUGAAGAGUGACCCAGUUAUCAUUAAAGAGCCGGAAGCCCCACAGUCCGUCAUCGUUCACUGCGGUGAGAGCCUACUCCACCUACAGGUGAAGAUGGAUUUCUUUGGGACGGGACGCCUGAUUGGUUCGUCUGACGUCACGCUUGGUGGCUGUGCUCCGACAGGCCAAAACGCUUCCUCUGAGAUGUUGCUGUUUGAGACGGAGUUGCACAAAUGUGGAAGCACCGUGAAGGUUACUGACAACCUGCUAGUUUACACAUUUGCCCUGUCCUACACCCCGACAUCCACUGAGGACUCCCCUAUAGUAAGAUCAAAUGGUGCUGUGGUCAAUAUUUCAUGUCAAUACCAGAGAUUGCAUAAUGUGAGCAGCAAUGCUGUAAUGCCCACCUGGAUACCCUUCCACUACACCAGGGCAACUGAAGCUACUCUGGACUUUUCCUUGAGGCUCAUGAAUGAUGACUGGAUGUCUGAGAGGGCUUCGGGCAAGUACUUCCUUGGGGAUGUCAUGAACAUUGAGGCCUCAGUUCACCAGCCCCAUCAUAUAUUUGUGAAGGAAUGCGUGGCUUUUCCAAGUCCAGGCACUAUGGCUGAACCUGCCUAUUUUCUCAUUGAAAAGCAUGGGUGUCUGUCUGACUCGAAGCUGGCUGGAUCCCGUUCUCGCUUCAUGCCCACAACACAAAAUGGCACACUCAGAUUUCAGCUGGAGACCUUUAGGUUUGCUGGCGUCAGCCAGAAUUCGCUGUACAUAAGAUGUACCCUCAUGGCAGUAUUGCACUCCAACAUGGCUGACAGCAUGCAUAAGGCCUGUCAUUUCUCCAGGGAAAUGGACCGGUGGAUCAGUGCUAAUGGGAAUGAUGAGGUAUGUAGCUGUUGUGAUGAAGAAACGUGUCCACACAGAAUGGCAAGAAGCCUUAAGGGUUUUAAACAGCGGGUCAUGGUACUGGGACUCAAUAUUCAGAAGAGGAUUCCAGAAUAGUCUUGGACGUUGGGUUUUCUAUGAUUUCAGUUGCAUGACUGAACGAAGUGUAAAUGAUAUUAAUGAGUUUGUAUAAUAAAGUGUAUGUUUUCUCAAUUUAA
Molecule: messenger RNA, 1708 nt
Organism: Clupea harengus (Atlantic herring)
Lineage: Eukaryota; Metazoa; Chordata; Actinopteri; Clupeiformes; Clupeidae
Product: zona pellucida sperm-binding protein 3-like
Biological process (GO): egg coat formation; binding of sperm to zona pellucida; positive regulation of acrosome reaction
Cellular component (GO): extracellular matrix
Molecular function (GO): acrosin binding
Source: RefSeq, a predicted model, not a curated record